AUGCUGCGUGCGCGUGCGUGGUGCUCCUACACGGCGGCGCGGUGCUCGGCGGCCAUCGCGAUUGGUGGCGGCAAUGGCGUCCUCGGCGGCAGCGGUAGCGCUGGGGCGGGAAACAGUAGUGGCACAGCUGCCGCCUCCGCCUCUCUGCACGAGCAGCGUCGCUACUCGUUCAAGUACGCGACAAAGCGGCAGCACAAUGAGGUACGUCAGCCGUCAUACAUCCACGACAAGCGCUAUGGCCUUUUCAGUAAUGAGCACAACAUCGGUAAAUCCCGCCGCGGGCUGCCGCACAUCACGCCGAUAUACACGAAGCACAUGAAUCUGUGGGAAGCAGACACAGACGCGAGCACCAAUCGGUUCUUUCGACACUACGUCUUUGGCCAGCGGGAGGUACACCUAUUACUUGGUCGGCCCCACGGCUUUGAAGCCGAUCAAGCUGGUGGCCGCCAGGGCGACUCAGCCUACGAGCUCAUCACAAUUUAA
Leishmania braziliensis MHOM/BR/75/M2904 is the source of this 483-nucleotide messenger RNA. RefSeq lists its product as hypothetical. The transcript has a single exon. NCBI's taxonomy places the organism in Eukaryota, Euglenozoa, Kinetoplastea, Trypanosomatida, Trypanosomatidae. The record is from RefSeq and is a predicted model, not a curated record. The coding region runs from base 1 to 483 and encodes 160 amino acids.